AUGAAAACAACAAGCCGCUAUGUGAGCUGGCCGGCCUUCUACACAGAAUAUGCUGGCACUCGCGGCCUAGCGGGCUAUGUGGAUGGCAGUCGGCUUAAGGCACGGUUCAAUGCGCCUUCUGGUCUUGUCAUCAGCACUGACCCACGCAGG
Cladocopium goreaui is the source of this 150-nucleotide messenger RNA. NCBI's taxonomy places the organism in Eukaryota, Dinophyceae, Suessiales, Symbiodiniaceae. The record is from the annotation of a GenBank genome assembly.